AUGGAUCUUUCUCGAAUCAUCAAGCCUUGGAAGUUGCAACCUCCGAAGACUCUAGUCUUCGUGAACGCAACUAUCAUCGACCCCGUCGAAGGACAAUUGAUCCACAAUGCCACCGUCAGGACGUCCGGAGGGAAAAUCGUCCAGAUCGACACCACUGGCUCCGAGACAGCCAAGGAGGGCUCAGAGGACAUCAUCGAUCUCAGUGGAAAGUAUUUAUGCCCGGGACUGAUCGAUUCGCACGUCCAUAUUGCCGUGUGUCCUGGGGAAGCAGACCUGCGAGCAUACAAGGAUAUGACCGAGCGAAUCAGUCUUCUCCGCCAGCCACACGUCCUCAAGACCAUGCUCGAGCGUGGAUUUACCUCAAUCCGAGACUGUGGCGGUGCGAGUCUCGCCAUGAAGGAGGCCAUUGAGGAAGGCGUUGUUCCAGGUCCUCGACUUUUCAUGGCUGGCUUUGCGCUCUCCCAGACUGGAGGCCACGGAGAUAUGCGCAGUUCGCACGAAGAUCAACUCUGCUGCGGUGGCUCAAUUUCCGGCAUUAGCAGGAUUGUCGACGGGCCGGCCGAGUGCUACAAAUUUGCCCGCGACGAGCUCCGAAAGGGUGCGGACUUCAUCAAGAUUAUGGGCGGAGGUGGUGUUGCAAGCCCUACCGACCGCAUCGACCAUGUCCAAUUUUCCGAUGAAGAGAUCAAGGCCAUAGUCACCGUCGCUCAAAAUGCUGGCACCUAUGUGACUUCCCACAGCUAUACGCCCCAAGCCAUUCAGCAAGCCAUCAAGCUGGGUGUUCGCGGCAUCGAACACGGCAACCUCAUCGAUUUGGAGACGGCGCAGUUGAUGGCGGAGAAGAAGGCUUUCCUGACGCCCACACUCAUUGCCCACGUCAUGUCCAAGCAGAUGAACUUCCUGCCACAGGACGGUGCGGCCAAGAACGAUGAAGUCCUCGAGAAGGGACUACGAGCGAUGAAAAUGGCCGUUGACGCUGGCGUCACUGUCUGCUUCGGCACUGAUCUGCUCGGACCGAUGCAUUUCGCCCAAAGCAAGGAGUUCUCUGUCCGUAGCAAGGUUCUGACUCCAAUUCAGAUCCUGCAGAGUGCGACUAUUAAUGCCGCUCGCCUGCUCAUGCAAGAAGAUCGACUUGGUCAGAUCCGUGAAGGCUUUGCGGCAGACUUGCUGAUUUUGAACGCCAACCCGUUGGAAGAUAUCACAAUUUUGGAUCGGAAUGAGCAGAGUAUUCUCGGUGUGGUGAAGGAUGGAAGAGUUAUGACAUCCCGUUGGGAGAAGCUGAAGGUGGACGCAUGA
This is a messenger RNA of Penicillium subrubescens, 1296 nucleotides long. RefSeq names its product metal-dependent hydrolase family protein. Lineage: Eukaryota; Fungi; Ascomycota; Eurotiomycetes; Eurotiales; Aspergillaceae. Bases 1 to 1296 code for a protein of 431 amino acids. The transcript has a single exon. Gene Ontology annotation, molecular function: hydrolase activity, acting on carbon-nitrogen (but not peptide) bonds. The record is from RefSeq and is a predicted model, not a curated record.